AUGGCUCUCGGCGAGUUCCUCUACGACGCGGCGCACCGGGUGGUCGUGUGCGUAGCCUGCGGGACGUGCCUCGUGCCCGACGGCCAGGACGGUCGAUGGGCGACGCACCUACGGCGGGCGCCCCAUAGGCUGAAGGGGGAGCGGCUGCGGCGGACGCUCGAGGGGCUCUCGACGCACGAGCUACGCGGGCGGGACGAGCUCAAGCGCCUGCGGCCGGACAGGAGGAGGCCGUGCGAGAGGAUCAAGGGACUGGCGUCGUACGGCGGCUACCUAUGCGCGUGCGAUCCGGAGAAGUGCACGUUCGCCACGACACGGCUCUCGCUUAUGCACGAUUAUAUGCCCAGGCACGGCCGGACCGCCUCGCACUAUACGCGUGACGCGCCCUUGUGGACGUCGUGCACGCUACAGACGUACUUCACGGCGCGGCAGCUCGUCGACUACUUUGUUAUCGUCGAGGCGGAGAGCGAGGAAGUACGGCGGGGUCUGGAUCCCACGCAGUCCGUGGGCUCUAGCGGCCCCCCGCCGUCGUCGCCCGAGAGGCACGUCUUCGAGGAGCUCAGGGAGGAUAUGAAGCAGGCAGGCCGCGACCUCGACGCCAAGGCGGCCGUCGUCGAGGACCUAGGCCAGGGUCGCGCGGAGAGGGAGCGCUGGCUCGUCUACACGGGCUUCCCGACGCACCUACGGGGGCUCACCGACGCGGAGAUCCGGUCGUCGUUCCGGCUGCCCAAGGCGACGAGCGUGCUCCUGCAGCAGACACCUAAGAAGAAGGGCGGCGUUACUAGGCGAGAUAAUAACGAGAACGACGACGACGACGACGACGACGACGAGAGCGACCUCCGACGGAUCCUAGCGGCCACGGAUCGGUGGCUGCGUAAGGCCUAUGACCUCGUGGCCGAUAGCUCGACGGAGCGUAAGAUGACGCACCAGCGGGCCCAGAAGCUCAGCGACUUUGCAGCGGGCGCCGGUAAGAAGGGCAAGGACGUGGCGUUCCGGUGCUUUAAGAACGAGGCGACGCUCGUCACGUACUUUCGGCGGAUGAAGGAGCUGCUAGCCUACUACCACCGCGUCGUUUACCGCGACGACGGGCACUUCUCACGCACGUCCGAGGCGCCCGUCCUGCCGCGUGCCGUGAUCGAGCCGACGGGCCGGCAGCAGAGGGCGAUAGAUAUGAUCCACGACGCCCUGCGCGCGCAGGACCAGGCGGGCGGCGAAAAGGACGACGACGAGCACGACGAAGGGCUCGAGCGCGCUAUCCGCGCGUUCUACGUCGCGCUUAUCUGCCAGACGGUCGGCAGCGCGCACUUCCGCUCGCCCGUGCUCAGCUUCUGCGCUAUGCUCAGCCGGACGAAGCUCUAUAGCAGCGGCGCGCGCAGGGAGGGCGAGAACAAGCGCGCCCGCAAGGGGCUCGGGGACGACGAGGCAGACGAGGCGGCGAGGCAGCGAAGGAACCUGGGCGGCUGGCACGACCCGGGGAACUAUAGCAGCCACCUAUCGGCGCUGAUCUGGACCGCGCAGCUGAUCCUGUUCGAGUCAGUCUGCUUCCACGCGGGCAAUGACGAGGCCCAGAUCCCGGCCGUGCUUAGCAAGGUCUGCGAGGACUAUAUGCACCAGAAGGGCGAGACGACGUUCGGCUAUAUCCUGCAGUGGCGCCUCUAUAUCACGACCGUCGCUAAGUCGGCCAUCAGCCGGCGCCAGGCGCGCUGGUCCCUCUGCGGCCAGGAGAUCACAUACCUAGGAACCCGCUUGUAUGUAGGGGACGUGACGAAGCUGAUCGUAUCCGAGUAUAAGCGGGCGCGGGACCUGCUCUACGACGGGCUCCUGUUUAAGGCGCGAGGCCUAGGCGGUAUCGAGGCGUGGCGGCUGCUCGACGACCUCGACGCCGAGGACUACGGCGGAUCGUGGCGCACGGACGAGAGGAACGCCGACGUAGUACGCGGCACGCACGAGGCCCUCCUACGGCAGAUCGAGGGGAGGGCCGACCUCCGCCAGCUCUUUCUACGCGGUGGGCCGAGCGAUUCGCCGUCUACCAGGGUCACUCUCUGCCGCAAGGCUAUGGCCGCCUAUGAGGCCGACGUGCAAGAGUUCCUACAGUCGCUGCUGCUACUCCUAUUUAUCUCACCGAUGCCGCCGCUACGGGCGCCCGAGUUCCUGUCGAUCACCGUUACUAAUAGUAGCACGCGGCGCCGGAGUAUGCUGAUCUGGGAGAAGAU
Messenger RNA from Emericellopsis cladophorae, 2210 nucleotides. RefSeq lists its product as uncharacterized. The transcript has a single exon. The annotation marks the transcript as partial. Lineage: Eukaryota; Fungi; Ascomycota; Sordariomycetes; Hypocreales; Bionectriaceae. The record is from RefSeq and is a predicted model, not a curated record.